AUGCCAGGUGAUCAUGUCAUUAUUGUUGGUGCCGGGCUGGGUGGCCUAGCCUUAGCACAGGGCCUCAAGAAGCACGGGAUUGAUUUCACCAUCUUCGAGGCGGACGAGGAUGUCAAUACCCGUACACAGGGUUAUCGUAUCAAAAUAUUCCCAGAUACAGUCCCUGACUUGCAGUAUCUCGUUACCCCAGAGGUAUUCGAUGAAUUCGUGGCUACCUCGGCCGAAACGGUCAUGAUAGAGACGGCCAUCAACGCUAUUAGUGGUCAACCAACUGCCAGGCGUGCUCUUCGGGGUCCCAAGCCAUACACGGUCGACCGUGGAUUCAUGCGCAAAGUACUCCUUCGCGGGCUUGAAGAACAUAUCCAGUGGGGCAAAAAGGCUAUUAAUUACUAUAUCGACGAGACUAGCUCUACCCCCAUCACCGUCUACUUUAACGACGGAAGUUCGGCCUCGGGCAAUCUCCUGGUUGGUGCUGAUGGAAAUCACUCAUCAAUUCGCAAGCAACUCGUGCCCCAACAUGAGAUCUUCGACGCUCAAGGUAUCUGUCUCUAUGGGCGCACCUACCUGACAUCCGAGCUAUCGGAAAAGCUCCAUCCCGGCCUUCAACAGGGCUUGAAUGUUGUCAGAGAUACAGCACCACCCAUCCAGCAAAUCAUCUUCGACUCGGAACUGCCCAUUAGUAUGUUCGUCGAGCGCCUACAUUUUCUUGAACGUAAUUCCAGUCAUCCCGAACUUCCAGAGGACUACAUGUACUGGUCUAUGCUGAUUCCGGCCAAAUUGCUUGGGUUCACCGAAGCCUUGGUUUCCAAUACGUACAAUUCCAACACGGCCAGACAGCUGGCCACCCUACUCACGAGUGAGUGGCACGAUUCAAUUCGGUGCCUUAUCGAGCUUCAGGAUGAGUCCUUCGCCACCAAACUACGCAUCAUCUCCUCAUCCUUACCUCUGUCGGAGUGGGAGUCAUCCCCGUAUGUGACUCUUGUUGGCGACUCCAUUCAUGUCAUGUCACCCGCCGGGGGUGUCGGGGCUGCGACGGCGGUAAAGGACGCCUUUGUGCUGACCAAGGCCUUGACUGGCGCCCAAGGUAUCUCGUUGGCUAGUGUCAAAGCAUACGAGGCCGAGAUGCGCACAACAGCCAAGAUAGCUGUCGAACGGAGCUUCCGCGGAGGCAAGCUUCUAUACGGCCAGCCGCCGGUUGAGAAUUGUCCAAGGAUAUCGGACAUUUAA
Messenger RNA from Pestalotiopsis fici W106-1, 1227 nucleotides. RefSeq lists its product as uncharacterized. The transcript has a single exon. The record is from RefSeq and is a predicted model, not a curated record. The coding region runs from base 1 to 1227 and encodes 408 amino acids. NCBI's taxonomy places the organism in Eukaryota, Fungi, Ascomycota, Sordariomycetes, Amphisphaeriales, Sporocadaceae. Gene Ontology annotation, molecular function: FAD binding.